AUGUUUGGCCAAUCUGCCUCCAACCCCUCCAAGCAGGGUGCCCAAUUCACCUCGAGUCAAGCUGGCACGAUGCUAGACCAGGACUCCUCGGCGGCCGAGUUCAGAUCCUCCAACGAGAAACAAAACGAAGAAAUGACGGGCGAGGCUAUCACCGGCGAGGCGACUGGUGUAAAGAAAGCCGAAGCUGUGGUUCUUGCAUGGAGCAAGAACACCGUGUGGGCAAUUUACGCAUGGAUUUGGCUUUGCUUUUUUAUGUUGGCCUUCCAUUCCUCGAUCGGGCUAAACGUUAUCGUCAAUGCAUACGCGAAUUUCAACACCGCCCCUGAAAUUUCAACUGCCGCCAUCCUCGCCACUGUUGUCGGUGGAGUGGUGAAAUUGCCUAUUGCCAAGAUUCUGAAUAUCUGGGGUCGAGCUGAAGCCCUCACAAUUUUCACCUGCAUUUUUCUGCUGGGCAUCAUCAUAUUAGCGGCAUGCGAUGGACCAGAUGGAUUUGCGGCAGGUUAUGUUCUGUAUUGGGUUGGUUACAACGCAAUCUUCUUGAUCCUCGAUGUUUUCAUCGCCGAUACAUCAGGCUUGAAGAACCGAGCGUUUGCGUUCGCUUUUGUUAGCACACCCUUCAUUUGUACGGCUUUCACCGGUCCACUGGCAGCCCAGUCUUUCUUGAGCAUGACCACUUGGCGUUGGGCAUAUGGCGCAUUUGCGAUCAUUUUCCCAUGUGCUCUCUUGCCUCUCGCUGUUGUAUUCAAAUUCUACGAGAAAAAGGCCCAGAAAAAGGGACUUUAUCAAAAGGUCAAAUCGGAUCGGACUUGGACUCAGUCAGUUGUGCAUUACACACAUGAAUUUGAUGUGAUUGGCGCCCUUCUUUUGAUGGCCACGUUUAUCUUGUUGUUGCUUCCGUUCAGUCUGGCGACCUACGGAAGAGCUCAAUAUGGAUCCGCUACCUUCAUCGCUAUGCUGGUGAUUGGAUUCUGCCUAUUCUUCGUCUUUGUCGCAUGGGAGAAAUUCUUCGCCCGCAAGCAAUUUAUCCAGUAUGAUCUACUCAAACAGCGAACUGUCCUCGGUGCAUGCGUAUUAUCUGCUGUUUUGAAUCUUGGCUAUGCUGCUUGGGAUCUCUAUUUCCUCAACUUUGUCAUGGUCGUGUAUGAUCUCAGUGUUUCAGACGCUGGGUACAUGAACCAGAUAUACAACAUCGGAUCGUGCUUCUGUGCUCCGCUGUUUGGUCUCUAUAUUCGACAGACAAAGCAUUUCAAAAAUGCUUGCCUUUUCUUUGCUCUUCCCUUGAUGAUUCUCGGAUCUGGCCUGAUGGUUCAUUUCCGUGGAGAGGGUGACGGUAUCGGAUACAUUGUCAUGUGUCAAAUCUUCAUUGCUUUUGCUGGCGGUAUGUUGGUCAUCGGACAAGACAUGGCAGUGAUGGCUGCAGCGGAUCAUGAUGGAGUGCCCAUGAUGCUUUCAAUUCUUGGACUUUUUGCCAGUCUGGGUGGAGCUGCUGGAAACACCGUUGCCUCUGCUAUUUACGCCAAUGUCUUUCCUAGUACGUUGGUCUCAAACCUUCCCGCGGAGGCGAAGGCCGAUUGGAUGGAUAUCUAUCUUGGUGGAUACCUCACUCAGAUGACCUAUCCUAUGGGAUCAGAGAUUCGAACCGCCAUCAACCUUUCCUGGGGAGAUACCCAAAAGUACAGCUGCAUUGCAACCACGGCGGUUGUAGCAUUGGGCCUGCCCUGUAUUGCCAUUUGGAGAAAUGUGAAUGUCGACAAGAAGCAGGUCCCCGGAACUGUGUUUUAA
Penicillium brevicompactum is the source of this 1782-nucleotide messenger RNA. RefSeq lists its product as uncharacterized. NCBI's taxonomy places the organism in Eukaryota, Fungi, Ascomycota, Eurotiomycetes, Eurotiales, Aspergillaceae. The transcript has 3 exons. Gene Ontology annotation, biological process: transmembrane transport. Bases 1 to 1782 code for a protein of 593 amino acids. Gene Ontology annotation, molecular function: transmembrane transporter activity. The record is from RefSeq and is a predicted model, not a curated record.